AUGAAAUGAGAGCAUGACCAGCAAACACAGGCACGAGCACCACCCCUAUGAUUAUACAGUUCUUUAUCAUUUCUUUUUACAUAAUCUCUGACAUGAUCGAAGGUCUGCCGUCCGAUACCAAUGCUGAUCUAAGCUUUUGACAAGCCGCUUGUUCUGGUCAUUUGUUGUGCCAACGCUUAAUGGAUACGUCCAGGUCAGUGAUAAGGACUUGCGGUAUGCGGCCUAUCCACUCUCACGCUGGCUGAGUGCUGAAAACUUAAUGUGGGUCACUCUGCGGCUCCCACUACAGCUCCUGCCAUGGGGAAUACCGCCACCAAGUUUCGUAAAGCACUUAUCAGUGGAGACGAAUUCCUGGCUUGCCAGCUUUAUGAGAGCAACCCCCAAUUUAAAGAGGCUCUGGAGCCCAACGCAUCUUAUGGGGAGCCCUAUCAACACAACACACCCCUGCAUUACGCCUCACGCCAUGCCAUGACACGCCUCAUCAGGUCUUUCCUUUUCUCCAAAGAUGGCAACCCCAACAAGUGCAACGUUCACAAUGAGACUGCGUUGCACCUGCUGUGCAUGGGCCCGCAGAUCCUGCUGAGUGAGGGGGCGCUGCAGCCGCGGAUCAGCCGCCCCCAGGAGGAUGAACAGAAGCGGGCUGAGUGCCUCCAGAUGAUCCUGCAGUGGACCGGAGCCAAGCUGGACCAGAGCGAGUAUGAGAGAGCCAACGUCAAUGCCACAGACAACAAAAAGAGCACCUGCCUGCACUACGCGGCAGCGGCUGGCAUGAAGAACUGUGUUGAGUUGUUAGUGAAGAACAAUGCAGAUUUGUUCGUGGAGAACGAGGACAGGGAGACGCCGUGUGACUGUGCGGAGAAACAGCAUCACAAGGAGCUGGCGCUCAGUCUGGAGUCUCAGAUGGUUUUCUCUCAGGAUGCUGGAGCUCAGGAGAUAGAAGCAGAGUAUGCCGCCCUUGACCGACGAGAGCCAUAUGAGGGAUUGAAACUGCAAGACCUGCGUCGGUUGAAAGACAUGUUGAUAGUGGAGACGGCGGAUAUGCUGCAGGCUCCUCUCUUCACGGCUGAGGCCCUGUUGCGAGCUCACGACUGGGACAGGGAAAAACUUCUAGAAGACUGGAUGUCUAAUGCGGAGGACUGCUGCCAGCGCUCAGGUGUUCAGAUGCCAACUCCCCCACCGAGUGGCUACAAUGCUUGGGACACUCUGCCUUCUCCUAGAACCCCGAGAACGACUCGCUCCUCUGUCACCUCCCCUGAUGAGAUCAGCCUGUCUCCUACUGAUGGCCUUGCCCUGUGUGGGAUUUGCAUGGGAAACAUAUCUGUGUUUGAGGACCCUGUGGAUAUGUCGUGUGGGCACGAGUUCUGCAGGGCAUGCUGGGAAGGGUUUUUGAAUCUGAAGAUCCAAGAAGGGGAAGCACAUAACAUCUUUUGCCCUGCUUACGACUGCUUCCAGCUGGUCCCUGUGGAGGUCAUUGAAAGUGUCGUCUCCAGAGAGAUGGAUAAGCGCUACCUGCAGUUUGACAUUAAGGCUUUUGUGGAUAAUAAUCCUGCCAUUCGCUGGUGCCCCAUAGCCAGAUGUGAAAGAGCCGUACGACUGACUAGGCCAGGCCCUGGAGCCUCUGACCCUCGGAGCUUCCCCUUGCUCAAAGCCCCUGCUGUAGACUGUGGCAAAGGCCAUCUCUUCUGCUGGGAGUGUCUUGGUGAUGCUCAUGAACCUUGUGACUGUGAGACAUGGAAGAUGUGGCUGCAGAAAGUGUCUGAAAUGAAGCCUGAAGAAUUGGCUGGUGUGAGUGAAGCCUAUGAAGAUGCUGCCAACUGCCUGUGGCUACUCACCAACUCUAAACCUUGUGCCAACUGCAAAUCCCCCAUCCAGAAAAAUGAAGGCUGCAAUCACAUGCAGUGCGCGAAGUGCAAGUAUGAUUUCUGCUGGAUUUGUCUUGAGGAAUGGAAGAAACACAGCUCCUCUACCGGAGGAUACUAUCGCUGCACGCGCUACGAGGUCAUCCAACAGGUGGAGGAGCAGUCCAAGGAGAUGACUGUGGAGGCAGAAAAACAGCACAAGAGUUUUCAGGAACUUGACUGUUUUAUGCAUUAUUAUACACGAUACAAGAAUCAUGAACACAGUUACCAGUUAGAAGAACGACUCCUGAAAACAGCCAAAGAAAAGAUGGAGCAACUAAGCAAAGCUUUCAUUGGAAGGGAAGGAGCCCCACCUGACACCACUUUCAUUGAGGAUGGUGUGCAUGAACUUCUCAAGACCCGACGCAUCCUUAAGUGCUCUUAUCCGUAUAGUUUCUUCUUGGAGCCCAAAAGCACAAAGAAAGAAAUAUUUGAACUUAUGCAGACUGAUUUAGAGAUGGUCACCGAAGACCUUGCUCAGAAGGUGAACAGGCCUUACCUCCGCACCCCUCGCCAUAAGAUCAUCAGUGCCACAUAUCUGGUGCAGCAGAAGAGACGGGAGUUCUUGGCCUCUGUGGCUCGAGGUGUCGCCCCAAAUGAUUCUCCCGAGGCUCCCCGCCGCAGUUUUGCUGGUGGGACGUGGGAUUGGGAGUAUCUGGGAUUUGCCUCUCCUGAGAUGGUGAGGAAUAACCCAGUACGGGGAUCAAAUGCACAGCGUGAGAGCAAUUACAAUGCAGGAGGCCAGCCGCAGGAAUACUCAGAUUUCCAGUACAGACGGAGACACAGGCAGAGACGUAGAGGAGACCUUCUCAGACUGCACAGCCUCCGCAGUAACACCCCUGAACCACAUGACUCCAAUGACAACACUUUAGAAACACAUGAGGGAGGCAAUACACCAAGGCAUGGGAUCUCCACGGAACUUGGGUCUCUGGAUGAAGAUGACCCCAAUAUUUUGUUGGCUAUUCAGCUGUCCCUACAGGAGUCCGGGCUGGCCUUGGACCCCGAGCCUCAGGAUGUGCUCAGUAACGAUGCCUCUGUUGGUGCCAGUGGUUCCUCUCUGCCCUCUAGACUGGAUUCUGUGCCCCAUACUGCGGAUCCCCCCCGAGCUUCCAUGAGCAGCUCUGAGCUUCUGGAGCUGGGAGACAGCCUUAUGAGACUGGGCAACAUUACCAGCCACUAUACACCCUUUAACAUGAGUUCCUACCCUGAUGCCUUGGGUAACGCCUUCACCCCUAGUGACCCAGACUGCCUGGACCCUUGCACCAAUGCCAACCUGCUUGGCAACAUUAUGGCCUGGUUCCACGAUAUGAAUCCACAGAGCAUUGCACUGAUUCCCUCAGCCGCCGCAGAUGCCAGUCCCGAGCUACCCGUUUUUGGAGAGGGACAAUCUGCCAAAACCCAGGACGAGGAGAAUGAGGUGGGGAGUCCUGAGCAGGGUUCCCUAUCGGUAAUGAAAGAGAGCACAGACGUGUUGGCAUCGCAGCUUUUGGAGCUAGAAUGUGUGGAUGAUGCACAACCUCCUAAAGCAGAGCCAGACUUGGAGGGUUCGAGUGGCAGUGUAGAUCUCACUAGCGCAGUUUGUCUGGAGAGCAGUACUGAUCGGGAUCCGCAGGUAACCGACCUCUCCUUAGAGUGGGAGGAAGAAGUGCACCUAGUGUGAGGAAAAAGUCUAAUUAUGUUUACCAACUGAGUGCUCUUAUCGUGCCAAAACACUAAAUAAAAGCAGAAUUGCUUGUUCAGAAAUGGAGAAGAAUGAGCCAGGUGCAUUGGGGUUAGACGGGACUUGUCUUAGUUGUGUGUUGCACCGUGUCUGGUGGAAGAAACAAGAAAUUGUGGUCAGAUUCAAGCUUAUGAAAGUAGAUGAGAGAAGAGUGGGUCUCAUUCACUAACCGUAUUUGUGUGUGUAUGAAUGUUUUUGCACAGAAAUCAUAAUUCACUAAUAUCUUAGAACUUCGAUUGUUUUCUACAUUUAACAUAAAAUUUAGAACCAACUAAAACUGUAUGUAUGUAUGUAUGUAUGUAAAAAUCAGUCCUGGUGGCCUUAGAAACAUGAAAUGGUUUAAGCCGAAAAGUUUAUACGGACUUGGAAAUUUGAACAGCUGAGUGACCCAAAAAUGAUUUAGCAUUAAAAAAAUGACACAUUUUAGAUCUGCAAUGGGUUCUGCAUAAAAAUUUGUUGUUAGGCCUAUAUAAAAGGUCUUUAUUUUGUAUGUAGAAUAAUCUGGAUUCAUUAACAUUAGAAAGACAGUAAGAGCAAAUUUACAUGCCUACCUGUUGAGAGUAAUCAGGUGGAAAUUUCGUGUAAGAACCAUUUCUGUGCACAUAAGAAUACAGUUAUAAGUGAAUGUUGCAAAGUAUUAAACUCGCAUUGAAAUGGAAGUAGCGACAGGUAUUUUAUUCCAUAUUGUGGUGUACAUCUGAGUGAAAUGGAUAUUUGGAAAAGAAAAAAAAUGUUAGGUGGUGCCUUGGUUUUAUCCACUGCUGUGUUGAUUGCAGUCGAUUGUAAGAAAGAGGCGGAGUUUAUGCACUCUAAAUGAUUGGAGAAAUGAACAUACAUCAUCAUAGGGAAGUCUCAUUUUCAGGUUUUCGUUUCAAGCCGAGCAAGGCCACUUUGGCCAUUUCUAGAAAUCUUGCUGUGGGUGCCAUGAGAGAAAGCUCCAUCUGUAUUAGAUUGGAAAGUCAUUUUUUCUUUUAAGUUCAAAUGAAUGGAAAUGAAAUGGAUGAAUUUUUGACAGUUGUAUCUUUCUAAAAAGAAAAAGGAAUGUUUACGUGCAGAAGAAAAUACAUGAAAGCAUCAAUCCAAUGUUUCUUGGCUCUUACAGUGACAGUGAAACAGUGUGAAGCCACUAUUAAGACCUGAACUUUUUGCCCUGUUUUGUUUUUAAUUCUACAGUUCUCCUAUUUAGCAAUGCCAAUUUAUUGCUUUAUUUAAAAACACUAAUGUUCUUUUUAUUUAAUUUAAGUCACAUUUAAUGCAAGUGCAGAUUGCACAAUGCACAUUUCAUGUUAAAAAUAAGGAGUGUUUUGAAAUCUUCAAACUGUUUGUUCUUCAACAUAUUGUCCUGCAGAAGACCUUGUUCGCUUCCAAAAGGUUACACUUCAUGUAAAUUUACACUCCUGAGAAUGUGAGGGCAUUUAUUACCUUAUCUAUUGUGACUACUACACACAAUACCUCUGAUUAUCCUGUGUUGUGUAUUUAAUUUGGCCUCACGAAUAACGCAUAUAUAUGCAUAAAGACACUUCACAGGUCUUCUGAAGCAAUAGAGAGAUAACAACAGUGCUUUUCCUUUUUCGUUUGUGUGCCGAACUAUGUAUAUGUCAUAUUACAUAGAAAGUCAUUCUCUUUAACAACAAAAACAGUUCUUUUGUCUCAUUUUAUGUACGGCAUAUGAUGCCAAAUUAAUCAUCUGUUUACCAAUUAUCAAACCUUUGCAGAAGGCCAAUCACAUCCCUCACUGACAAAACAUACUGUGCAGUAACCAAGAGGCUUUUCAAGGAAUUUUCUAGGUUAAAUACAAUUUAAGAUGUAUAGACCGCAUCUGUGUUAUGCUAUCGGUUACCACAUCAUCGCUUAGUUUGUAAAACAAAAGCAAUGUCUUUAAAAUGUAACUCCAACACUGUUGAUAGAUCUUAAAGUGUAUUUAAACCAGAAUAUUUCUAUUACUGAUACAUAAUUGUUGGAAGGUUUUAGAUGUGGGGAAGAGAUUUUUUCCCCCCUUUUUUUUCUUUAAUUUACUGUGCUCAUCGGUGUGCCUUGUUCGUACUUUUUCUUAUUUAUAUACAUGUUGCCUAAUUAUGUUAAGUGUUUGCUGUGUCAAUCAAAUACAAGCAACCUUACAUAUUCAUGAAUUGCUAAAAAUUCAGUUUCUAUAGUCACUUGCUAAAAAGUAUGUUUCUUUUUAUCAGAUUGAAUAGUUUUUGGUUCAUGUUGACAACAGCCUCAUGUUUUGUAUUACACUGAACAGGUUGCCAUGUUUUGAUGGUCUUUUAUGACAUUACAGUUAGAAAGGUCUGUGGCCCUAUAGAGAGGUGUCUUUUAUUGACAUUAUUAUGAUAUAAGGGAAAAAGAAAGACUAGAUGUAGAUUUGUUGAUUAUAGUUGGUGUAUUUAGGUUUGCUGGGUUUUUUUUCUUUUCUUUUCUUUUUUUCCAGAAAAUUUUACAUUGAAAGUGAUGGCCAGUUUUUACAUAUUUGAUAUUUGAUUAAAUCAUCUUGUGUAGUAACGACCGGUUUUUACAUCCGUUUUCCCCCCUAACUUAAGUAUUUAUGGUGGUGGUAUUUUAUCUUUCUUUUUUUUUCUUUUUUUUGAGGAAACAUGACCAUUAACAUUACAUUGUCAUUUGCACUUUCAUAGACUAUACUUGAUACAUUCCCAGUUUGUAUGAUGUGUAGCCAAUAAACAGAAAGUAUUGGUAAAGGUUUGCUCGGAUUAAAAAGUUUAAAGUGCA
Sinocyclocheilus anshuiensis is the source of this 6345-nucleotide messenger RNA. RefSeq names its product ankyrin repeat and IBR domain-containing protein 1. Gene Ontology annotation, molecular function: ubiquitin-protein transferase activity; zinc ion binding; protein binding. The record is from RefSeq and is a predicted model, not a curated record. The transcript is spliced from 22 exons. Gene Ontology annotation, biological process: protein ubiquitination. NCBI's taxonomy places the organism in Eukaryota, Metazoa, Chordata, Actinopteri, Cypriniformes, Cyprinidae. Bases 298 to 3558 code for a protein of 1086 amino acids.